AUGGGUACCACACUCCGCUGCUGGGUGGUUGUCUGGCUCCUGUGGGCAGGUCCCACGAGUCCCAGCAGCGUCACACAGAACCCAAGACACCUGGUCCUGGGGAGAGGACAGGAGGCAAACCUGACAUGCCACCCAGUGGAAGGCCACAUUUACGUCUACUGGUAUCGGCAGCUCCCGCAGGAAGGGCUGAAAUUCAUGAUUUACCUCCGGAGAGAAGAAAUCCUGGACGAGUCAGGAAUGCCAACAAAACGCUUUUCGGCUGACUUUCCCAAAGAGGGGCCCAGCCGCUUUAAGAUCCAGCUGGCGGAGCUGGGCGACUCCGCAGUGUAUUUCUGUGCCAGCUCCUCCUCCACACCAAUUCAAAGUCACAUCCUCCCAGGGCACAAACAUCCUCCAGGCCCCGCCCUGACACAGCCCCAGCUGCUGGGGUUGGGGACAGGGCCACAGCCAGGGAAGGGACCUGGCUUCGGACUAGUGGACAAAUUACUUGUGAAGCAUUUUUAA
This is a messenger RNA of Pipistrellus nathusii (Nathusius's pipistrelle), 504 nucleotides long. The record is from the annotation of a GenBank genome assembly. Lineage: Eukaryota; Metazoa; Chordata; Mammalia; Chiroptera; Vespertilionidae.